This is a messenger RNA of Rotaria socialis, 429 nucleotides long. NCBI's taxonomy places the organism in Eukaryota, Metazoa, Rotifera, Eurotatoria, Philodinida, Philodinidae. The record is from the annotation of a GenBank genome assembly.
AUGAACCGUGGAUUUAAUCAAACCGUUCAACCGGCUGUUGUCAAACAACAAUAUGAUGCCGAACGUGUAUGGGACUUCGAAAAUCACUGGCGUUCCGACUUAUUCGACUGCAAACCAUGGGGUCAAUGCUGUUUGUUCUGUUGCUGUGGUUGUUGCAUGGGAUGCAAACUUUCAAAACGCUUAGGAGAAUCAGCAAUUAUUGGUUGUUGUCCAUGUGCAUUAUCCUAUUUUCGAACGAAGUUACGAACUGCAAGACGUAUUGAAGGUGGUUGCUGCGGAGACUUUUGCGCAACAAACUGUUGCAUGGGAUGUGCAGGAAAUCAACUGGCAAAUGAACUCAACUCCCAAGGAUUAUGGGAGGAUCAAACGUCAAGAAAAACUUAUCCUCGAAAUGAUCAGCGUCCUAACCAAAAUAAUGGCGAUUACUAA